AUGCGGCAGGAUGAGCGAAACCGGAAGUCAAACCGGGCUUCUCGAUGGGAGAUCUUCUUGUACCACCGGCACAUCCCGGAAACAGAGCAGGCCCCCAUCAACCAGGUGUAUGAGAAGGAGGUCGACCCGGACUCAAUGGACUACACCAUCGCGCGCCAACAGCUUCGCGACAACCAAAAGAAUUGGAAUAUUCCUCUCCAUAUACCUUGA
Molecule: messenger RNA, 210 nt
Organism: Anthostomella pinea
Lineage: Eukaryota; Fungi; Ascomycota; Sordariomycetes; Xylariales; Xylariaceae
Source: the annotation of a GenBank genome assembly